Messenger RNA from Actinia tenebrosa (Australian red waratah sea anemone), 1258 nucleotides. RefSeq names its product adrenocorticotropic hormone receptor-like. The record is from RefSeq and is a predicted model, not a curated record. NCBI's taxonomy places the organism in Eukaryota, Metazoa, Cnidaria, Anthozoa, Actiniaria, Actiniidae.
UGCAGAUUUCAAACUGAACGCAUAAGAAUGAAAAUGCUCUGUUCUUUUGGCCUUGAAGUCCAUGUAAUGUUUUACAGUCGGGUGUUUCUCACAAUUGCUUACUCAGUUAUGGCUGUAACAGCGACGUUACUGAAUAUCAUGGUUUUAGUAACACUUUGGAAGACACCUUGUCUUCAAAGACCAUCACAAGUUCUCCUAGCAAAUCUCGCCUUCACAGACCUUUUGACAGCAGCAAUCUUUUGCCCAAUUCUAGCAUUUUCGAAUGUAGCAGUAAUUAAGCAGUGGCAAAGUAUUUUUUGCGAUGUCUGGCUCAUUACUGCACCGUUUGUUGUUUGCUUCGGUGGAAUGAAUCUUUAUACUUUAACAGUAGUUGGAAUAGAUCGUUUCCUUGCUAUCAAAAAAAAAUUCUCAUAUCGGACGAUUGUAACAAACAGACGCACCAUGAAAAUCUUGAUGGCCGGCUGGUUCAUAGAUAUAGCUUUACAAGGCAUCUUCAUAUUCCUGUUUUACAAAAGUGCCGUAUCACUACGAUCAUACAUCACAGUUGCAGCCGUGUUUAUAGCGUUGCUGCUUUGCAUUCUGACGACAUUCUAUUCGAUGGCUUUCUACCAUCUAAAGAAAGUAUCUUCACGAGUAUCUAUGGGGAACACAAACGAACCGACGGCUCCCAAUGAAGCGCCAAAGUUUGAUGUGACCAAAUAUCGAAGAACUUUUAAAACUAUCAUUAUUGUUGUUGCUGCUGUUUUUCUUUGCUAUUCGCCAUAUGCAUGUAUUCUAACUUUAAAAACGAUGAUACCGAACGAAUCAGUAAUGGAGAAUUGGAUUCAGUUUGGUCAAAUACUUAUGAUAGGUCGUUCUGUUAUCAAUCCCCUGAUAUAUUUAUGGCGCAUGGAAGAUCUUAGGCAAUCGGCUAGGUCUGUGAUUAAUAGACACUUUUAAGAGUCUAUCCUCAUUAACGUAGAAUAUUAGGUGAAAAAUCUGAAAUUUAUUAUAACGAAAGCAUUAAAAAUACGAUGAACCCAUUAAUUACAGAAGCAUUACGUCUUGUGUGUUAUCUAUUGACAGAACUAUUUGCAUUUCAAUAUUGGGACUUCUAGCUAAUCGACGCAGAGAAAUUUUAAGACUGAAGUAGGAACGAAAUGUUUAAUAUCAUGUAAGAACGAUUCUAAAGCCUCGGCGUUCCUAAAAGUUGGCAAGAUCGAAAGAAAUAAAAGAUCUCAAAUAUAAAUACCGAAAUAAAGCUAAACAACCUCUUGAA